Verticillium alfalfae VaMs.102 is the source of this 1794-nucleotide messenger RNA. RefSeq lists its product as hypothetical. The transcript has a single exon. Lineage: Eukaryota; Fungi; Ascomycota; Sordariomycetes; Glomerellales; Plectosphaerellaceae. The record is from RefSeq and is a predicted model, not a curated record. Bases 1 to 1794 code for a protein of 597 amino acids.
AUGGCAGUAUUCAAAGUCAGAUAUUUUAGCUAUAUUAGCGCCGUGUUCAACUUCUUUCUCUUCUCUGACAUCUCUCAAGUCAACGCACAAGCCCCCAUUCAAGCACAAUGGUCAUCCAGGGGCUAUGGCGCUGAUGGCCCAUGGCCUGCCGUCGAGGUCACCGUGGGCUCCGAUUCCAAGCUCGCACUCUUCCCGGGACGGCCGUUCCAGACAUUUGUCAUUUCUACCGACUACUGCCGGCUUAACAUCUCGGAGGGCUGCUAUGCCUCCAUGGCCGGCACAUACAACAGGGCUCAGUCCGAGAUGGAGAGAACUGGCUCCGACAUGGGUAUCCGGUUCUCGCCACCUCACAAGGAGUCGAUGCUCGGCAUGUCCGUCCGCGGCGGCGACUUCGUCUCUUGGGUUGAUUCCGCGGAUAUUGGACACGCCAGAGUCGCAGAUUCAAGCCUUGUGCUCAUCGAGUCGCAGAUGAUGGCCUACCCUGGGGGCCAAUGGUACCCUAUGUCGGCUGGUUGCCUCGGCGUCGGCGGUCCCAGUGCCAUCAAUCAAUCCUUUACCACCAGCACAUACCCUAUCAACGCCACCCUCAUUCCUGGCAGGCUCUGGGAGAGAGGCGAUGUUCCCUCCAACUCUUUCGGCCUUCACAUUGGCUCCAUGCAGCCUCCGCUCGGUGGCUCUCUGUGGUUCGGCGGUUAUGACCAGAAUCGUGUCAUAGGCGAUGUCCUCGUUACGGCUACCAGCUUCCACGAAGCCCCGAUCACCCUCAGGGACAUCAGCCUAGAGGUUGUACAGGGCGCGUCACCCUUCACUUUCGACACCAAACAAGACAACCUCCUGACGGCCAACAACGACACCAUGGGCAGCGCCCUUCCCGUCUAUGUCGACGGCUGCUCCCCGUAUCUCACGCUCCCGAAGUCUACCUGCGAUAAUAUUGCCUCGCACCUCCCCGUCAUCUACGACUCUGACCUUGGCUUAUACCUCUGGAACACCAGUGAUCCCUACUGGCCCCUCGUAGUAUCCUCUGCCUCUGUCCUCGCCUUCACCUUUCUCGCCAGCUCGAACACUGAGACCCUUGUCGUCCGCGUUCCUUUCUCACACUUAAAUCUCACGCUCACUGCCCCUCUCGUCAACGGCGAUCCCAAGCCGUACUUUCCCUGCUUCACCGGCGGCGACGGCCUCUACACCCUCGGCCGGGCCUUCCUGCAGGAUGCCUUUCUGGGCGCCAACUGGAACCAAGACAAGUGGUUUGUGGCCCAGGCGCCCGGGCCAAAGGUGCAGGCCUCGCCCGACGUGGUGGCCAUUCAGGAGAGCGACGAAGUCAUUGAGAGUGGCUCCAACGACUGGGCGGCGUCGUGGGAUGGGUUCUGGAAGGUGCUCACCCCAGACGAAGUUGACGUUGGCCCUGCAAGCACCGGGCUCAAUACCGAGACGGCGUCGCCACCAGGUGACGAUACAGCCGGGGAUGGCGGUGGGCUGUCUACUGGCGCCAUGGCAGGCAUCGGCGCCGCGGCCGGGGCGGUCGUUCUGGCGUUCCUGGCGGCAGGCUUCUUGCUCUGGCGGAAGCGUAAGGCCCGGGCUGGUUCUUCAAAACGUCGGCAGCCAGUCGACGCCAAUCUGAACGGCUGCCAUGAGGAUGGGGUUGUAAAGGGACCAGGAGGGUACCGGUACGGUAAUCCGGCCGAGUUGCGGGACACGUCGCCGCCGUCAGUUGUGAGAGAACUGGACGGUAAUGCACAAUGGCUGCAGCAUGAGGGCGAUGACAAUAAUGGACCAAGAACUCACGAGCUGGCAUGA